AUGGCCGAGGAACAACUCAACCGACGUCUGCCGCGCGGGGCCAACUCCGAAAUCCUUGAACUGCGUCGCCAGCAUGGCCUGGACGUUCUUCGGAUCGCAGGUGAAGACGGUCUCGCGGCCCAGCUGCGUCACGCAGAAGGUGUCGACCGUACGGCCGGCGCGGGCGCACAUGCGGUCGUAGCGGCGCUGGAACAGCCGUGGCAGCUCAUACUCUUUCAAAGCGUGGAGGACCUCGCGGAGGGUGUUGAUGCCCAGGAGGUCGCUGGGAUAGAACGGGGCGGGCUGGCAGCGCCAUGCGCGGGCGUUGCGGGCGUGGUGGAUGCGAGUGUAGACGAGAUGCAGCGAUGCCACGAAGACGAUGGCUGCCAGGACCAAGAAGUAGUUCAUUUUGGUGAGGUCUGGUGGUGUUGA
Aspergillus terreus NIH2624 is the source of this 411-nucleotide messenger RNA. RefSeq lists its product as uncharacterized. The record is from RefSeq and is a predicted model, not a curated record. Bases 1 to 411 code for a protein of 136 amino acids. Lineage: Eukaryota; Fungi; Ascomycota; Eurotiomycetes; Eurotiales; Aspergillaceae. The transcript has a single exon.